This is a messenger RNA of Trematosphaeria pertusa, 1455 nucleotides long. Its product is annotated as BAR-domain-containing protein. Gene Ontology annotation, cellular component: mating projection tip; medial cortex; Rvs161p-Rvs167p complex. The record is from RefSeq and is a predicted model, not a curated record. The transcript has 5 exons. NCBI's taxonomy places the organism in Eukaryota, Fungi, Ascomycota, Dothideomycetes, Pleosporales, Trematosphaeriaceae. Gene Ontology annotation, molecular function: protein binding; lipid binding. Gene Ontology annotation, biological process: actin cortical patch localization; endocytosis; plasma membrane tubulation. The coding region runs from base 65 to 1234 and encodes 389 amino acids.
GCGCCGCAAACCUUCAAACAGCGGUUCAAUCUUGGCGAGAUUACAAAGGACCCAGUCUACACCGAUGCCGAAAGACGCUUCCAGGAGUUGGAGAAGGAGACGAAGAGGCUCCAUGAGGAGUCAAAAAAGGUAUUUUGACGCCGUAAAUGGCAUGCUCUCCCACCAAAUCGAGUUCUCCAAAGCGAUUGCCGAGAUCUACAAGCCCAUAUCCGGCCGCAUGUCGGACCCCGACUCGUUCCACGAUGAGGGAAAUCAGGCUGGAAUAGAAGCGUGCGACCAAUACGAGAAUAUCGUCGGGGAGCUCCAAGAAACACUAAAACCGGAAUUGGAGAUGAUAGAAACCAGGGUUAUCAAGCCCGCGGACGAACUGCUGGAAAUCAUAAAGGCAGUUCGCAAAAUCGCCCUAAAGCGAGAUCACAAGCAGCUCGACUAUGACCGUCAUCGCGCCACUCUCAAGAAGCUCCAGGACAAGAAGGAUAAGACCUUGAAAGACGAGAAGGCCAUGUAUCGCGCCGAGGCCGACGUUGAGCAAGCCACUCAAGAUUACAACUAUUUCAACGACUUGCUCAAGGACGAGCUACCCAAGCUCUUUAGGCUGGAGCGGGAGUUCAUCAAGCCUUUGUUCCAGUCAUUCUACUACAUGCAGCUGAACGUUUUCUACACGCUGCACGAGCGCAUGCAGAAUAUCGACAUCGGUUACUUCGACCUCACGCUGGACAUCGAAGCUGCCUACGAGAAGAAGCGGGGAGACGUUCAGUCCGAGGUAGAAGCCAUAUCCAUUACGAAAUACAAGACGACAGGAGGUCGCAAACCUGGCCAGCCAAGAUACGGAAGCAAAGCCCUCGAGGCGAAAUCGGAAACGGCUUCAGCUCGAAGAUCGACACUGUCCGAUGGCACAGACACCCCACCGCCACCUUAUAGUCCCACGCCGGCGAACAACACCAUUGCCUCUCCCUCUCUCUCCGCGACAUCUUGGGGAUCUGCCGCCAAGUCAAAAGGCGCGGCUCCACCACCACCGAAGCCGAAGCCAUCUCGGCUAAGCGGCGCGCCAGCUGCAGAGACCGUCACAGCUUUGUAUGACUACGAAGCACAGGCCGAGGGCGAUCUUUCCUUCCUCACCGGAGAUGUAAUUGAGAUCAUCUCCCGGACGCAGAACGAUAAUGAGUGGUGGACCGGGAAGGUCCGAGGAAAGACCGGACAAUUCCCAGGCAACUACGUGAGACUGAACUCGUGAUGCAGAGGGAAGGUGUGCAUAGCAGUUUUAGAACGAUGUACAUCAGGUUUCUGAUUUCUUAUCCAUUGCUACGCUUUAGCGGGAAGGUAUGGGUUUGGUUAACACGCUUCUCUAUACUGUGAAGACCACCCAACUGCUAUUGUCCCAUGCGUGGUGGCCAUACUCAAGUCGUGGAUUUCUUAACCGAAUACAUUAUCAAUAACUAGCCAUGCUACUUCUUG